UUUGUAAGAGCUUUUCACAAAGAUUUGAGAACUGGUAACAAAUUGGGGGCAUUAAGUAGUAACUUCUACUUUUUGGAAUAUGAUUCGUCUUUCGUCGUAGAUCGAAUUUGGCUUUCAGGAAAAGAUUUUAGGGUUCCGAUUCUCGUUAUAACUACACAUUUAUGCUCUUUACAUUUAUAUUAUUCGGUUUUUAAUUGAUCUUGAAUAAGUUACAAUGAAGACGUUCAUUAUUUUAAAAAAACAUUGUAAAAACGUCUAUUUAAUGGGCGCUGGUAACUACUGGUACGAAGAAGGCGUCAUAGGAGACGAUACCAGCUUGUUAUAUCGAGUAUUUCAAUUCGUUUUAUUCACUUUGUACAUUUCUAUGACGAUUUUGGAAACUAUGGCCGCGGCUUUAGGAGAUUUCCCAAAAGAUGAGAAGGGUGAUUCGGUAGCCUUCACUGUAAGCCAUAUUAUUGUCAUGAUAAAAAUAUUUUCCGUCAUGAGAAAUAAAGGGCUGAUUAAAAUAAUGAAUAAGAAUAUGGUGAAGGUUUGCGCAGAAUAUGAAGAGAAAACUUUGAUGGCAGAUAUGUCCAGGAUUAUAAAUAUCAAUGUGGUGGCUUACUUUGUCAAUGUGUAUGGGUCGAUGCUGUGCUUUAUUUUUGAAGGUUUAAGAAAAAAGUUUCAAGAUGGCUCCCAUUUCGUAACUGUGGUGACUUACUACCCGUCGUUUUGCGACAACUCCUUAGCAGCAACUAUAUUCCGUAUAUCCACCACAUUAAUCCUGAUAAUGAUGUUGAUGACGAUGAUCGUAUCAGUCGACGGCUACACGAUGAUGUACCUCAUCAUGCUCAAAUAUAAGAUCAUUACCUUGAGGCAUUAUUUGGAGAACCUACGCAAGGAAUUCGACAGAGAAAGUAAAAGAGAUUUGAGGUCCGCGUCAGAGGAGUUGUCGAAUGGACUUGUUAAAGGGAUUGUGAUGCAUAGUGAAUUGAUAAGAAUGUGCAAGGAUAUACACAAAGCAUUUGGCACGGUGAUGGCUUUACAAGUUUGUCAGAGCUCGGGUUCGGCGGUUUCACUUCUACUACAAAUGGCUCUGUCCAAGGACUUAACAUUUAUAGCGAGCAUGAAGAUUAUUUUCUUCGUUAUCGCUUUAUUCUUCCUUCUAGCUUUGUUUCUAUGCAACGCUGGGGAAAUCACUUAUCAGGCAUCUCUCCUCUCCGACGCGAUUUUCUACUGCGGCUGGCACGCGUGCGAUGCGCAGGCGCAGCGGCGCAUGGGCCGCAUCGUGGCCUUCUCAGUGGCGCAGGGACAACGCCCGCUUGUCAUGAAGGGCUUCAAGAUGCUCGAACUUACCUAUGGCACAUUUUUGUGGGUGAUGAGAAGCACUUAUUCAGUGUUCGCGUUAUUCUACGCCCAAAACAAAUAAGUCGUGGUAUUUCAAUAUCUUCAGUUAUGUGGUGGCGUCCAAGAAUCCAAUUCAGCUGCUCGCGUCUGCCACCAAAGUGAAAAUGUGGUCGAAACUGCGAGGGACAGUGGACACAGAUUUCCCGCUUUCAUUUGUUUAUUUCUUUAUUUAAUAUUUGGGAGACUAACAGCUUUAAAAAAAUAUAUACGGUCGAAUUGAGAACCUCCUCCUUUUUUUGAAGUCGGUAAAAACUAUAGAAAAAAAACAUAUUUAACAAAAUAAAAAUUGUGUUUAAGGCUGGACGUGUAAUUGUAAAAAGUAUAGAC
Messenger RNA from Pectinophora gossypiella (pink bollworm), 1713 nucleotides. RefSeq lists its product as uncharacterized. Gene Ontology annotation, biological process: sensory perception of smell; detection of chemical stimulus involved in sensory perception of smell. Gene Ontology annotation, cellular component: plasma membrane. Gene Ontology annotation, molecular function: olfactory receptor activity; odorant binding. The record is from RefSeq and is a predicted model, not a curated record. Lineage: Eukaryota; Metazoa; Arthropoda; Insecta; Lepidoptera; Gelechiidae. The transcript is spliced from 6 exons. Bases 215 to 1408 code for a protein of 397 amino acids.